This is a messenger RNA of Dromaius novaehollandiae (emu), 5329 nucleotides long. It is a transcript of the gene WDR72, whose product is annotated as WD repeat domain 72. Gene Ontology annotation, biological process: protein localization to plasma membrane. Lineage: Eukaryota; Metazoa; Chordata; Aves; Casuariiformes; Dromaiidae. Bases 116 to 3337 code for a protein of 1073 amino acids. Gene Ontology annotation, molecular function: protein binding. Gene Ontology annotation, cellular component: cytoplasm. The record is from RefSeq and is a predicted model, not a curated record. The transcript has 20 exons.
CGCGAGGCUGGGCGCAGCCUCUGCGGAGCGGGAUAAAACCUGUCCUCGCUCCCGCGCCUCGGUGCUCUCGCUGCCGCCGCUCGCGGUGCCCGGGGAGCCGCUGGAGGUGUUGACUAUGAAGGUAUCAAUACAGGCUGUGGCAGUGUGGGGGAAAAUAGCUCCCUCUCAUAGCAUCACUGCCAUUAUGAUUACAGAUGACCAGCAGACAAUUGUUACAGGAAGCCAAGAAGGACAAAUAUGUCUCUGGGAUCUUUCAUCAGAAUUAAAGAUUUCAUCUAAAGAAAUUCUGUUUGGCCAUACUGCUUCUGUAACUUGUUUGGCAAAAGCAAGAGACUUUGAGAAACAGCCAUAUGUAGUAAGUGCUGCUGAAAAUGGGGAGAUGUGUGUUUGGAAUGUUGCUAGUGGACAGUCCGUUGAGAACGCAAAGCUUCCUUAUAGGCAUACAGCAAUCUGUUAUUACCAUUGCUCAUUCCGAAUGACAGGUGACGGCUGGCUUCUUUGUUGUGGAGAAUAUCAAGAUGUUCUUAUUAUUGAUGCUAAGACUUUGAGUGUUCUUCACACUUUAACAUCUUCUCAGUCUUCUGAUUGGAUCAGUUGUAUGUGUAUUGUUCACUCUGCAAGAAUUCAAGAAGACUCAUUGGUUGCAGUGUCUAUAGCUGGAGAGCUUAAAGUAUGGGACCUAUCUUCAUCAUUGGGCAGUAUACAGGAGAGACAGAGUGUGUGUGAGAAGGAAUCCAAAUCUCUGGACUGUAUAAACUGCCAAGCAAUACGGUUUUGCACUUACACAGAAAGGCUUCUUCUAGUUGUGUCCUCCAUGUGCUGGCAGGUCUACGAUUAUUGUGACUUUUCUUUGCUGUGUACUGAGUUCUGCAAAAGUGGUCAGUGCUUUGCUGGUGGUGAAGUACUAGCAGCUUACAGGCUUAUCAUCUGGACAGAAGAUGGUCACAGUUACAUCUACCAGCUGCUGAACAGUGGGCUUUCUAAAAGCAUAUAUCCUGCUGAUGGAAAAGUGCUGAAAGAAACUGUUUAUCCUCAUUUACUCUGCUCUACUGGUGUGAAAGAAAAUAAGAGUUUCCCAUUUGUUAUGGGCUUUAUGAAUGAAAGGAAAGAGCCUUUCUAUAAGGUUCUUUUUUCUGGUGAAGCUUCAGGAAGAAUCACUCUGUGGCAUGUUCCUGAUGUCCCUGUUUCAACAUUUGAUGGUUCACCAAAAGAGAUCCCAAUUACAGCAACUUGGACUCUUCAGGAUAAUUUUGAUAAACACCAUUCAAUGUCAGAGGGCAUUAUUGAUCAUCUCUGUGCAUCUGAAGAUGGGAAUGAAAGUGCAGUCAUCAGUUCCUCUGUAUAUAUACCCAGUCUCGAUAAGCUGGUUUGUGGAUGUGAAAAUGGGAAAAUUUUUGUAACUCUCGCUUUAAAAACUGCAAGAGCAAGACUUUUAGAAAACAUAUCCUUGUUGAAAGAUAAUCUACCUUACAAAGUUCUGAAUGGUCAUAGUAGCAGAGUCACAUGUUUACUUUAUCCACAUGAUAAAUCGGCAAGGUUUGAUCCAAGCUGGUUGUUAUCAGGAGGUCAGGAUUCUGUUGUGAUCUGCUGGGAUAUAUUUACUGGAGAAAUUUUACACCAGUUUACUCUGCAAUCUGGUCCAGUGACAGAGUUGUUGCGACCUCCGGAAAACUACAGAUUAAAAGAUCACAGCAUUGUGUGUUGCGUGUGCAGGGAUCAUUCAGUAGCAAUUCUACAUCUUCAGGAGGGAGUGUGUCUCUUACAUGCCAGAAAGCAUCUGUUUCCUGUGAAUAGGAUAAAAUUCGACCCUGUUGAGAAUCUGCUAAUUGUUGGAUGUGAAGAUGAUUCAGUUUAUAUUUGGGAAAUUGAAACAGGUACACUAGAACGGCAUGAAACAGGUGAAACAGCAAAAGCAAUUCUUACUUCCAUUGAAGAUUCAGAAUAUUUAAUGGCAGGUGCUCUACUUCCUGUAUCUCAAGAUUCAAAAAGGCAUAAAGAUACUGUAUACAAACCCUCUAGCUCUUACAAGCAUGGCAUGGUCUCUUACAAUCUUACUCAUACAGAGAAAACUUCUGAUAAGCUGUCUGAUACUGGCCACAUGCAACAGUCCUUUACUGUUUUACCAGUUAAAACAAAAUGGAACAAUGUGAACUUUCAUGUUCUCUUAUUUGAUCUGGGAAGACUUGUCGAACUUCUGCUGUCAUCUCAACUCAAUGGAUUAAAGUCAUCAAAUUCAUUCCACGACUUUGACACUCUACAAAGAGCCAAAAGUACUGCUGAAAAAAGGUCACUGACAUUAAAAAGAAAUAAAACUGCCGGCUCCAUAUGUCUAGUGGAUGGACAAGUAAAUACUGUUUGUGCAAACCAGGUCCAUAGAGAUAAUAAUGCAGUUAGGCCUUCGGAAGAAAGUAGUGGCAUGAAAAAACAGAAGAAGAUGAAGAGUUCAAGAAAAAAUAGAAUGCAGCCACCAGGAAACAUUGAUGUGAACAUCACUGAUACAGCUAAACUGCUUUUGUCGUGUCUCUUACCAUGGGGUGUAGAUAAGGAAAUAGACAAUCUUUGUGUUAGCUACUUAGAUAUCUUGAGGCUUCAGUGUCCAGUCUCUUUUGGACUUGUGUCAAAAGAAAAUCACAUAUCACUAAUGUUGCCAGGACGGAAUUGUACUGAUUGUGGUGUGCUAGAGGAACAUGCAGUAAUCAACUUGUUUUCAAAAAGAGUGCUUGAUUUAUCAAACAAGUACCUUUCUGCAACUGAAGGACAAACUGGAAAGAAGGAUGGACCAGGCAAUAAUAUUCAUGGAUCACAGGGAUCAGAAACUGUAUUCUUAUUAAGCAGAAUAGCUUUAAUCAACAGGAUAAUUAACAUGCCUUUGGAAGUCACAAAUGAAAUGGAAAGUCCACAGAAAUCAGAGUCCGUACAUAACAAGUGGCGAAAUGUGGAAGCAGUCAGCUCUUCGUUCCCCAGUUUUUAUGCAGACUUACCAAGCAAUAAAAGUAGAUCUCAUUCCUCUGAUUUUGGGAAUAUUUCACUGAUGAAACUCAUUUUUUGUUGGAGUGAUCAAUCUAUAAAGAUCAUUGAGGCAAUACAAGCGGUUCUGCUGGCAGAAGUUCAGAGGACUGUGAAGACCUUGAGAAAGACAGCAAUCUGCAGAGAGCCGCUGCCCGUACUAGAGAAUGGAAAUGUCAGUGAGCUGAAGCAUGCCAAGAACUCAAACUCAGCAAACUUCCAAGAUGCAGAGGAUAUGCCUGACAGAUGUGUCUUGGAAGAGUCUGAGAGUCCAGAUGACAUGAAGACACAUCCUUGGAUAUCUAAAGUGUGCUCCUGCAAAGUGUGUUAGAAAACCCUGCUUAGCCAAAAGAAUUAGAAGAUGCACAAGAACAGCCAAGAAAUAGGAACUACAUGACGUGGACGUGUAACAGAUUGUUGCAUUUAUUACCGUAUACCUUUAGCAGUUCAUUUUCAGAAGAAAUGCCUUCCAUAUAAUCAGCUUCUUUAUGCUGAUUUAUUGACUUCAGUGCAGAGUUCCAACACUACUAGAUUUUACCUUUAUUCACUUAAAUUUAGAUCCUUCUGACACAGAAAAUAUCAAGCCCUUAUUUUAGAUGUUUUUCACUAGUUUAAGCAUUAAUCUCAAAUCUUACAACACUGAUUUACCAUAAAUUUUUGUCUCCAUUUGAAUAUCCUUUUGCAUACAAUUCAUUUAAAUAAUUAAAUGUAACUUUUUCUCUCUCCUUUUAAUUUUUAUUACCAAUGACUUUUUAACACUAAGUAAAAACAAAUACAUUUGAAAUAAUUUGAAAAUUAAUGUUUGCUUGGAUUUAAAGGGAAUUGGGAAUUGAUUAUGAAUGUGAUCGUGUCUAAGAUGUAAACUUUCCUUUUUCACAUGUGGCUGCCAUUAUGAGGUUGAGGAAGCCCCUAAGAGCCCUCUUCUGAGAUGAUGCAGUCCAUUGAAUUGCUAUUUAUGUUUAUUAGGAAAAGCAGCUAUACAUGCUUAUCCUUUUAAAAUUUUUUUCAUUGUGUUUGGAAAAUAUUUGCGGUUUUUUAGACUCAGAUACCACCUAAAGUUCUGAGGGACUUAUGAUGGUUUGACAAAGAAUGGCACUGUGAAAGUGGUAAAGCACACUUUCUGUAUUACCAACAGUCAGAGUGCUAAUGAAGUCAAGGAGCCUUGAGGAUAUGCUCUUCUGGAUCUGGAUCUUCUGGUGUGAAAUGUGAAGCCCUCUUUUCCUGCUUUUUCCGAUGAGCCUCUAAAUGCAGAGUAUGGCGGUGGAGUCAUUAGAAAUGUUAAAUAGGGGGGCAUUCUGAGAGGUAGUAUUUCAGUUUUCAUUCAGCUAAAGAAUAUGCCAUUAAAAUAGGUUACCAUUCAAGGAAGAUAAAGAAAGAUAUUUAAUGCUGUUAUGAAAUUGUAAAUACCAUGCAGAAAAUGUUGUCUCUUACAGAAAAGUCACUAUGUUACACAUUUGGUAUGUUUCAAAAACAGUUUUCCUUAUUCUUAGAAGAAGUUUUCUUAUCUAAAACAUUUUUUUGAUCAUACUAACUUGUAUAUGAAUUAUGGAGACUAAACAAUCUGGCUGUUGUGUGAUUUGGCUUCAUUGUUGCGUUUAUUGUGCUGGAUGUCUGGAAUAAUAUCAUUGACUUAUUAUACUUGCAUAGCAUAACUGAGAGCAGAACAUAUCUUCAACUGAGAUAAAUCCUCUGCUUAACAUGUAUGGUUAAAUAGGAGAUACAAGCAUCAAGAAAGUAAAAAUAAAAUUACAAAUAUAGCUAGCCCUAUAGGAACCUUGCAGACAGUAAACCAAAUGGAGAAUAAAGUAUGGACCUUGCUUUCUCCUUUGCCACAAUCCAUGUCAACAGUCACUUUUAUUUUGCUGCAGUAAUCUUCCAUUGGCAUUGAAAAGUCCUUUUCCUUCACAACAAAUACUACUGCUCUGCAUCAGCAUCUGCCCACUUGGACCAGCUCUAUUCUUACUACAAGUGGCAACAAAUUUCCUUAGAACUGUUGCUACCUGAUGUUUUAAAAGCUGAUGUGAUCAUAGAGGUGUCAUAGCUCAAGGCACCAGCAUUGUCCAUAACACCCAGUAUUGUUGUGGUAGCAAUUACAUUUGUGCAACUCGAUAUUUGAUUGCUUGUCCUUAAUUCCGCAAAGCAGUGCACAUCAGCAGACUGCCAAUACAGAUAACCCUCUGGAAUGCUUUGUGCAGUGAUGAUUGGUGUUUGGCACAUGCUUAUGUGUGCUUUGUGCUAAUCAUAAUUACUAGUAUCACUAAGGUAAGACAGGAACUUUUUUUAUUAGGUGCAUUUAUUUUGCAGUAAAGCAGAUGUUAUUUCC